Aedes aegypti (yellow fever mosquito) is the source of this 1100-nucleotide messenger RNA. RefSeq lists its product as uncharacterized. Lineage: Eukaryota; Metazoa; Arthropoda; Insecta; Diptera; Culicidae. The record is from RefSeq and is a predicted model, not a curated record. The transcript has 2 exons. Bases 71 to 931 code for a protein of 286 amino acids.
CACUCAAUCAUCAGUUAGUAGAGCUUACUGGCCCUCGCUUCACAUCGCUGUUCAAGUGUGCCCACAAGCAAUGAAGUAUCUUUUCGUUUUUGUCUGCCUGGCAGGCGUAUUACAGGCUCAGGCAAACACACUCAGCACAGCCGUAACAAGUGCCAUCAACACCUCCAAGGCGUCCCUAGCGACAGCUAUUCAACAGAUGAACAGCACGAUCAACACCGCCGAUCAGUCGGUUCUAGUCGCACAUGGCCAGUUUGUUCAAUCCAUAGUAACGGCGUACCAGUCGUACUACGAUCGCUUCAAGAACUACUCCACUAUCGAUCUUAGCGCCCUCAAUACGACCAUCGCCAAUUUCCCAAGUAACAUCAGUCCUCCUCAACCACUGCAAGAUUGGUCUGCCUCCCAGAUAUUCACCGACGUUCAAACGAGUGCUCAACAGAUCGAAGCUGCCCUAGCAGCGGCUGUCGCCAAUAUAACCAACUCUGUGACCCCCUGUGCCAACCCCAAAGUGACCGCCUGCACCAACACGUAUGGACCUAAGCUGUCCGCUGAUCCGAUCACCAUCGAUCGCGUUACGGAUUGCAUCAAUGCUGAACUAACCCGUUACGCCGAUAUCGGUGCCAGAAUGAUUGCCCAAUACGCCAGCGUGCUGACCAGCACCAAGAACUACCUCAUGAUUGUGGAUGUCUGCGAUAUUCCGGCAGCGGAAGUGGUCAAUAAUCCCCCGAUCAAUCGUGCGCCAUCUAUGCAAUGUUUGACACAGUACCUCCAGAAAAUCAGCAACAUGUACAUCCAGUACUACUAUGUCGACAACGUACGUUAUCCUCAGACGUAUUUGGUGCAACAACGGGUGCAGCGUUGUGCAAGGCUUGUUGAGUACGAUAUCAAGGAUCGCAUCAGCGGCGUGUUGAACAGCUUCUACAGCUGUCUGUGAGCUUAUGUGUAGAAUUGUGGAAGGGCCAGGACGGGUUGAAUCAACUUACGUCAUCGGAGCUGAUCCCAGCCGUUCUGGUCCUUUCAGGUGUUUUGAUUAGAAUGGAACUUAAAUUUGCAAAAAUAUCUCAGAAAUAAAUGAAAAGCAUACGAAUAUCCAUACUUGCAAA